Teleopsis dalmanni is the source of this 3630-nucleotide messenger RNA. RefSeq names its product DNA-directed RNA polymerase III subunit RPC2 (gene RpIII128). NCBI's taxonomy places the organism in Eukaryota, Metazoa, Arthropoda, Insecta, Diptera, Diopsidae. The transcript has 4 exons. Gene Ontology annotation, cellular component: RNA polymerase III complex. Gene Ontology annotation, biological process: DNA-templated transcription. The record is from RefSeq and is a predicted model, not a curated record. Bases 6 to 3410 code for a protein of 1134 amino acids. Gene Ontology annotation, molecular function: ribonucleoside binding; DNA binding; DNA-directed RNA polymerase activity.
UUAUAAUGGUACUAAGCAAUAUAAAUGAAAAUAACUGGGACAGUGACCCAAAAUCUUGGUCAAAACCGAUAAAGCCGCUCGAAGAGAAAUGGAAACUAGUGCCGGCUUUUUUACAGGUUAAAGGAUUAGUAAAGCAACACAUAGACUCUUUUAAUCACUUUGUUAAUGUAGACAUUAAGAAAAUUGUGGAAGCAAAUCAAAUAGUAUUAAGUGAUGCAGAUCCGUUGUUUUAUCUUAAAUAUCUUGAUGUGCGGAUUGGCAAACCAGACAUUGAAGAUGGCUUCAAUAUAACAAAAAAUACAACACCACAUGAGUGUCGUUUGCGCGACACCACCUACUCUGCACCCAUAACUGUAGACAUCGAAUAUACACGUGGUACGCAGCGUACAGCGCGAAAUAAUUUACUCAUCGGAAGGUUGCCCAUCAUGUUGCGCUCGUCGAACUGCGUCCUAACUGAUAAAUCUGAAUUUGAGUUGUCGAAAAUGAAUGAAUGUCCAUUAGAUCCAGGUGGUUAUUUUGUAGUACGUGGUCAGGAAAAAGUAAUACUCAUACAAGAACAGUUAUCAUGGAAUAAAAUGAUUACCGAAGAGUUCAAUGGAGUUGUACAGUGUCAAGUUACUUCCUCCACACACGAAAAAAAAUCACGUACGGUUGUUCUUAGCAAACACAACAAAUACUAUUUGAAACACAAUUCAAUGGUGGACGACAUACCGAUUGUGGUAAUUUUUAAAGCAAUGGGCAUUACUUCAGAUCAAGAAAUUAUGUCACUUAUAGGUAUGGGGGUAGAAACGCAAAACCGAUUUGCACCAUCGUUAUUUGAAGCUUACCAUUUGAAAAUUUUCACACAACAAAGAGCUUUAGAAUAUAUGGGUUCUAAACUCGCCGUCAAAAGGUUUCAAACUGCUAAGACUGUUCCUCCAGCUGAUGAAGCGCGAGAGCUUAUAGCAACUACAAUUUUGGCGCAUGUGCCAGUGGAAAAUUAUAAUUUUCAAAUUAAAUCUGUUUAUGUGGCGCUUAUGGUGAGGCGUGUAAUGGCAGCCGAAUUGGAUAUUACAACUGUGGAUGAUCGUGAUUAUUAUGGCAAUAAACGUUUGGAACUAGCCGGAUCCUUAAUAUCACUUAUGUUUGAGGAUUUAUUUAAACGUAUGAAUUGGGAAUUAAAAAUGAUAGCUGACAAAAAUAUACCCAAAGUAAAGGCUGCCCAAUUCGAUGUUGUGAAACACAUGCGUGCGGCACAAAUUACUGUUGGCUUAGAGUCUGCAAUUUCAUCUGGCAAUUGGACUAUAAAACGUUUUAAAAUGGAGCGUACUGGGGUUACACAAGUGCUUUCACGUUUGAGUUAUAUAUCAGCGCUGGGUAUGAUGACAAGAGUGAAUUCACAAUUCGAAAAGACAAGAAAAGUUUCUGGUCCACGUUCACUGCAACCCAGUCAAUGGGGUAUGCUAUGCCCAUCAGACACACCUGAAGGUGAAGCUUGUGGUUUGGUAAAGAAUUUGGCGCUUAUGACACAUAUAACAACAGAAGUUGAUGAAGCACCUGUAAUACGUUUGGCGUUUAAUGCAGGCGUCGCAGAUAUACGGUUUGCUGGCGGAGAUGCGAUUAAUAAUCCUAGCAUGUUUUUAGUAUUUAUCAAUGGUAAUAUACUCGGUUUGGUUUCGAACUACAAGCGUUUAGUGGAAGUAUUUCGUAUGAUGCGUCGUAAAGGUCAACUGGGUCCUUUCGUUUCUAUACACACUUCACACACGCAACGCUGUGUUUAUAUACACACUGAUGGUGGACGCCUUUGUCGUCCAUAUAUAAUAGUAAAAUAUGGCAAUUCAGCAGUUACUCAAAAACAUUUAGACGAAAUGGAAGGAGGUAUACGAAAAUUUGAAGAUUUUCUACAUGAUGGCCUCAUCGAAUACUUAGAUGUCAAUGAAGAAAAUGAUUCAUUUAUUGCCUGGAAUGAAGCAGAUAUAAAUGCAGGUACCACGACUCACUUAGAAAUUGAGCCAUUUACAUUACUCGGUGUGUGUGCUGGUCUCGUUCCUUAUCCACAUCAUAAUCAAAGUCCACGAAACACCUAUCAAUGUGCUAUGGGUAAACAAGCUAUGGGAGUAAUCGGCUACAAUCAAAAGAAUCGUAUUGAUUCACUUAUGUACAAUUUAGUUUAUCCUCAAGCACCCAUGGUCAAAUCGAAAACAAUUGAACUGACUAACUUUGAUAAGUUACCUGCUGGCCAGAACGCCACUGUUGCAGUGAUGAGUUAUUCAGGCUACGACAUUGAAGAUGCGCUUAUUCUCAAUAAAGCAUCAAUUGAUCGCGGUUUUGGUCGUUGUUUGAUAUACAAAAAUUCAAAGUGCACGGUUAAACGUUACGCCAAUCAAACAUAUGAUCGUAUUAUGGGUCCAGUCAAGGAUGCUGUUACAAAUAAAGUUAUUGCCAAACACGAUGUCUUAGAUACAGAUGGUAUUGUAUCACCCGGUGAAAUGGUUGUUAAUAAGCAAGUACUCAUAAACAAAGAAAUGCCUGCGGUAACUUCUAUAAAUCCUUUAGAGCAAAGUGGACAAACUGCACAAAUUCCAUAUACACCAGUGCCAAUUCAAUAUAAGGGCCCUGAACCUAGUUAUGUUGAAAAAGUGAUGGUCUCUGCUAAUAGUGAAGAAGAUUUUCUUAUUAAAAUUUUGCUACGACAAACAAGAAGACCUGAAAUAGGCGAUAAAUUCAGUUCACGUCACGGACAAAAAGGUGUAACUGGCUUAAUAGUGAAUCAGGAGGAUUUACCAUUUAAUGAUUAUGGUAUAUGUCCAGAUAUGGUUAUGAAUCCACAUGGUUUUCCCUCACGUAUGACAGUAGGAAAAACACUUGAGUUAUUAGGCGGAAAAGCUGGUCUACUGGAAGGUAAAUUUCACUACGGUACUGCUUUUGGCGGCUCCAAAUGUAAAGACAUACAGGAUGAACUUUUCAAACACAAUUUCAAUUAUAUGGGAAAGGAUUUUUUCUACUCGGGCAUAACUGGUGAACCGCUCGAAGCUUACAUCUAUUCUGGUCCCGUCUAUUAUCAGAAAUUGAAACAUAUGGUACAGGAUAAAAUGCAUGCACGUGCUCGUGGUCCAAAGGCUGUGCUAACUCGUCAACCCACACAAGGUCGCAGUCGUGAAGGCGGUUUACGUUUGGGUGAAAUGGAACGGGAUUGUUUGAUUUCUUAUGGUGCCAGUAUGUUAAUUAUGGAAAGACUAAUGAUAUCUUCUGAUGCAUUUGAUGUGGAUGUCUGCAAGACUUGUGGUCGACUUGCAUACUGUUCUUGGUGCAACUAUUGUCAGUCAUCAGCAAAUGUUUCGAAAAUAUCAAUGCCAUAUGCAUGCAAAUUAUUAUUUCAGGAACUAACUAGCAUGAAUGUUGUACCAAAACUAAAGUUAGAGAAUUAUUGAAACUUUUGUUGGAGUAAUGCCACUUCCAUUCUUGAUUUCUAACGUUAAAUAAUGAUAUUCAGUGAUUGAGUUUUUUAAGUAAAGGAGUUUCUAUGCGUAGCCGCUAAAAUCCAAUGAGGAUAGUCCUUUUCCAAAACCUGCGACAAGGUGCUGAUUUUCACCAAUGUUUAGGUUUGUUUUUAACAUUUUUUCGCAAUAUAAAUUUGAUUCUUAUGGUACA